Molecule: messenger RNA, 816 nt
Organism: Rotaria sp. Silwood2
Lineage: Eukaryota; Metazoa; Rotifera; Eurotatoria; Philodinida; Philodinidae
Source: the annotation of a GenBank genome assembly
AUGCCAUAACCACAACUUUAUCCUGAUCGUCAAUCAUAUCGAACUGAACCAACUGGAAAAUCGGUGAAAGAUACACAAAAAUUAUCUGAAUUAAAUGUUGAUAAAACUGGAAAAAUCUAUUUUAAAGAUUUAGGACCACAAAUUGGAUGGAGCACUGUAUUUAUUGUUGAAUAUGCAGGUCCAUUAUUGAUUUAUUUGUUAUUUUAUAUUCGACCAAGUUUUAUUUAUGGUUCAUUAGCUGGUUUACAACCAAUGCAUUUUGCCGCUCAUUUGGGUGCUGCUUGUUGGAAAUUUCAUUAUGCAAAACGUAUUUUAGAAACAUUAUUUGUUCAUCGUUUUUCGCAUUCAACAAUGCCAUUAUUUAAUUUAUUUAAAAAUUGUAGUUAUUAUUGGGGUUUUACUGCAUUAGUUUCAUAUUUUGUUAAUCAUCCAAAAUAUACUCCACCAUCAUUUGGUUAUGCUCAAAUUUAUUUAGGUUUAGCUAUUUUCAUAUUAAAUGAAAUUGGUAAUUUAUCAAUUCAUUUACUUCUUCUUGAUCUUCGCCCAGCUGGUACAAAUCAACGUCGUAUACCAUAUCCAAAUAAAAAUCCAUUAACAAAUUUAUUUCAUUUGGUAUCAUGUCCUAAUUAUACAUAUGAAAUUGGUUCAUGGUUAGCUUUUUCAUCGAUGACACAAACAUUAACAGCACUUUUAUUUACAUUUGCUGGAGCUAUACAAAUGACUAUUUGGGCUAAACAAAAACAUCGAGCUUAUAAAAAAGAAUUUGCUGAUAAAUAUCCAAAACAACGCAAAGCGAUUAUUCCAUUUUUAAUUUAA